AGGACGACUUGCAAAGUUUUCCAAGUCGUCCCCAAUGACCCUCGCUCUCGCUCCCGAUCCAUAAACCCUCAGCGACCCAUCAAAUCCAUCCACUCACUGACUAGCUAGCUCAAGAGCGACUAAUUCAACUCCAAUUCCGCCAUGGCCGCCGCCACCGCAGCAGCAGCAGCAGCGGCGGGGGGUUUGUCCCCGUGGGCGAGCUUCGUGGAGGAAUCCCUGAUCAUGCCGGGGCGGAACCCGGGGCUGUUCCUGCGGCUCGUCGCGCUCCUCUUCGCCCACACCUUCGUCUUCCUCUCCCUCGCCGUCCGCUCCGCGCACCCCGCCAUCCUCUCCCUCCUCUCGCUCCAAACGGACCCGCGGCCGCGGAGGAGAUUCAACGGCUUCGGCCGCGACCGCUACUCCGACUACUACUACCCGUCGGCGACCGGCGGCGGCGACGAGGUUAUGGAGCAUGGCAGGACGCUGCUCCUCGUCUACCUCGCGUACCUCGCCAGCAAGCUCGCCGCGCAGGCCGCCGUCGCGCUCGCCGCCUCCGCCCUGGCGCGCGGCGGCAGGCCUUCCGCCCUCCGCGGCAGGAUCGGGAGCCUCGCCGCCACCGCCGCCUUCCUCGCCGCCCUCGAGCUCGCAUCCACGGCGCUCCUGGCCGCGUGCCUCGCGUCCUGGUGGGCCACGACCUACGACAGCACCGCCAUGGCGGCUUCCUUCGUCUCGGGAGCCCUGCUGUUCGUGCUCCUCUGCGUCGCCGUCCCCGCCCGCCUCUCCCUCGCCGCGGCCGUCCCGAUGGCCAUGGCCGCCGUGGCUUCGUCCGCGCCGGACGUCCUCGGCGGGCCGAGCGCUCUGCGGCGGGCGUGGCGGCUGAUGGCCGCGAGGGAGAGGAGAAAGGAAGCCGCCGUGCUGGUGGCCGCGGCGGGGCUGCUGCCUGUCGUGGCAUACCCGGUGUACGCGUUCGCGCUCGCCUGCGAGCCGGGGCCGCGGGACUCCGUGUUUGUGCUGCUGGCCAUGCUGCCCGGGUAUCUCUUCCCUUCCGUCGCCGUGCAGCUCUACUCCACCGUGGCCGCCGCCGUCUUCUACCACCGGUUCGGCGGCCCUCACGAGCCUGCUGCUGCCAUUCCCUUGACCACCGCCACGAAAGCCAUAGCUAGCUAGCGGCCCUGCGCUCUCUGCUGAGACGGUGGACCAUGGCAUUCUGCCAACACAUACGUACACCGGCCGACACAUUUCUUGUGCAAAAAUUGUGUCGUAGAGAUUUCGAGGUGGACCUAACAAUUACGAGAGGGACUAUUCACUUAUACCAACUACUUUGGUGUAGUUGAUUAAUUCUUUUUUAUUUCUACUUACUUAGUGCAAGCUUUCGGGCGGCAGAGCCACUCAUGUUAAAGCAAGUCUUGAAUCCGGGCGGCUAUGCCACUCACGUUGAAA
Messenger RNA from Brachypodium distachyon (stiff brome), 1419 nucleotides. RefSeq lists its product as uncharacterized. The transcript has a single exon. The record is from RefSeq and is a predicted model, not a curated record. NCBI's taxonomy places the organism in Eukaryota, Viridiplantae, Streptophyta, Magnoliopsida, Poales, Poaceae. Bases 142 to 1146 code for a protein of 334 amino acids.